AUGCCUUUCGAUUCAAAAAACGCCGAGGCAACCUACCAACGAGCUAUGCCUCUAGUGUUCCAUGACAUGUUGCAUCAUGAAGUGGAAGUAUAUGUGGAUGAUCUGGUGGUCAAGUCUACUAAGGCAAACCGAGACCUCUAUGACUUGGAAAAAGUUUUUCAGCGUUGCCACAAAUUCUGCCUAAAGAUGAACCCUCUCAAGUGUGCCUUUGGUAUUACCACCGGCAAGUUCAUUAGCUUCCUUGUACACCAAUGGGGGAUCGAAGUACAUGGGGAUAAGAUCAAGUCAAUCAUGGAGAUGUCACCGCCACACUCUCAAAAGGCCUUGAAGAAAUUCCUAGGUAAAGUGUCAUACCUCAAGAGGUUCAUUCUAGCCCUUGCAGAGAUAACCUUUUCCUUUGGGACACUGCUGAAAGAGAAUCACAAGUUUGAAUGGUUGCAAGAACACCAACAUGCGUUUGAUAUGGCAAAGAAAACACUUACCUCUCCACUUACAAUGAUUGCUCCACAACCCGGAAAGCCCCUGCUAUUGUACCUGACCUCUAUACCUCGGUCUAUUGGAGCUCUACUUGUCCAAGACAUAGAUGGCAUUGAGAAGCCAGUCUAUUACAUCAGUCGCAAAGUCAUUGGUGCCGAGUCGCGAUAUACCCCAAUUGAGAGGCAUUGUUUAGCCUUAAUCUUUACAGCGCAGAAGUUGUGCCACUAUUUCUUGGCACACCCGAUCCAGGUUGUGACCCGGAGUGAUCCAGUACGCUACUUGCUGAGCAAGCCCGCUCUAACUGGAAGAAUGGUAAGAUGGCUCUUGGCUCUAGCAGAAUAUGACAUCACUUGUGUUACUCCCAAGACCAUUAAGAGCCAAGCACUUGCAGACUUACUGGUCCAAUUCCCAUCUGGUGAACAUGAACCUGUAGAGGUACCUCUACCAGGUGAGGUCCAUGUCUCAGUAGCUGUAGUUGAGACUUAUUGGGACUUAAAAUUUGAUGGAACUUCCGAAGUUGGGAAAGGUGGAGCUGGCAUAACACUAACCAGUCAAGAAGGAGAGAAGUUUCAGCCUCUGUUGGCCCCAUAUCGCACCAUCAUUCAAAGGCAAGGGUAUUACUGGCCAGAGAUAAAAAAAGAAAGUACUGGGUUGCAAAGACAAUGUGCAAAGUGUCAGUCUCAUCCUAAGAAAGAGGAAGCCCAUUUCUUAAGCAGUGAAGAAUGGAGGCAGCCAUAUAUUGACUACUAUGGAAAUGGCACACCACCUGAGAACAAAGUCGAUGCAAUUAGAGUUAAGAGACGGGCCCUCCGCUUUUUCCUUGACCAAGGCAAGCUGUACCGAAGAAGCUUCGAAAGGGAACCUUUGGCGUGUUUAUCAAAAGAUGAGGCAAAUGAGGUGUUGAGAGAAGCCCACAAGACAGAGCAUCAAGGAGGGCAACGAUUACAUAGACACCUUAUUCACCUCGGUUACUACUGGCCGACAAUAGAAGAAGAUGCUAAAAACUUUGUGAGGAGAUGCCAAUCUUGCCAAAAGUUUGGGAACUUGAUACAUGCACCGGAGGUUGAGCUGCACAAUAUCAAGACCCCUUACCCAUUUCAUACUUGGGCAUUUGACCUGGUAGGUCCUAUAGUGCAACAAUCCAAAGGCCACAGAUGGAUACUUGCAGCGACUGAAGUUAGUACCAAGUGGGUAGAGGCUAUACCGAUGAGGAAGGCAAACGGGGCAGGAGUAGCCAACUUCAUCAAAGAAAACGUAAUCUGUAGGUUUGGCAUACCCAAAGUAAUACUGUCUGAUAAUGGAACUCUUUUUGUAAAUAGCCAUGUGGGAAGACUGUUGAACGCCUAG
Messenger RNA from Camellia sinensis, 1824 nucleotides. The record is from RefSeq and is a predicted model, not a curated record. NCBI's taxonomy places the organism in Eukaryota, Viridiplantae, Streptophyta, Magnoliopsida, Ericales, Theaceae.